CAGCCGACUACCGCGCAUUCACGUUCGCUGGCAUCCAUUUGUUUCAGUUUAUUUGUUGAUGUUCAACUCAACGACUCAACGUGUCUUUACUUUCUUUUGCGUUUUUGGUUUUUACUAGCAUUUUAGGAUUCAGUAAAUUGCAUUUUAGUUUUGGUCGUGGUACACUAAUAAUAAACAUAAGUGUUUUGAUUGUGUUGUGAAAAUGAAUACGUCUGGGAAUCGAUUAUGUUCGGAAUAUUUGGAAAACAAAUGUUCCAAUGUGCAAUGUCCACGGUUGCAUUAUUACAACUAUUGCCGAGCAUUUAGAGCAGGAAAAUGCAGGUUAGGGGAGUAUUGCACGUACCUCCAUGUCCACUACUUUGAGGAGAAAUAUUAUACUGAGCGCUUGGUAGUUCCCCCAAAUAUGGAAAAAGAAAUUUUCCGAACCAUGCAAUUGAGGGGUGGACAUUGCAAUGAAUAUGCAAAUACAAGGAUAUGUAAGAGAUUCAGUGCCUGUUCAAUCAGAUUUGCACAUAGAAUGCCCGUUGAUUAUAAAGAAGGAGCAUUUAGUUGCAAUUGUUGCUUGGGGGAACUAUCAAAAGAUUUUAGUUACGGCAAUCCAUGUGGACAUGUGUAUUGCACCGAAUGUUUGACAGAGUGGUUGAAAAACAAAGACACAUGUCCUAUGUGCAGAAGACCGAUGAAUGCAAUUCAACAUAAGUACAAACAUGAGUUUAUGAGAUGCCACAGCAUGUGUGGUUAUUUUAACUGCAAAUUCUUUACAUUGACCCCUGAGGAACUAGAAAGUGUACGUGAAAAUGUCCGGCCAUUCACUGAGAAAGUUGCCAAAGAAGUGGAUAGAAUGGCGUACAUUAUAGUCACAUCCACACCAACCAGACCAGACCACAUUUGCUGUAGAUUUUUGACCGGGAAGUUUUGCAAUUAUCCUUCACAAUAUGCAUGUAAAAUAUGUCCCCACUUCCAAGAAAAGAGUAAGUUGUACUCUAAUAGUAAAAGGGGUUAUAGCAACCACGGCAAAAGCAGAGCUGCAAAGAUAAUGUUUAUCAAAAGACAAUGUGGGUUUUCACAACAAAUACAGAAUAAAACAUAUAAUAAUAAAAGAGAUCACUUUAGUAAGACUGAUAAUUCAUUAUCACUACAACAUGAACCAAAUACAACUGCGCAUAUCAUUAGCUCAUCUGGUAAUAAUAAUAAUUUUAGAUCAGAAUGUUUGCCACCUGACAGUGAUAGCAACUCAUCGACUAUUUCUAAUGAAUCUUUGCAUGUUUCUGAUAACAGUUUAGAAAAUAACAAUGAUUUAUCUGACAACAUAUUAAUUACUGAUACAAAUCCCUUUAGCAACGAAAUUUGCGAGGGAAAGUUAGAUGCUAGCCCAACAAAUACAUUUUGCAACAUAUUUGAGAAAAAUGAUGCAGAUGUAAACGCGCGACCUUCAUUACUUAGCGAUUUGAUUACGUGGUUUUAUGAUAAAAAAGUCAAUCAUGAACAAUUAACAGGCAUUCUUCAGGUGUUAAACAAGCAUGGCCAUCCAGAUCUACCAAGCUGCAGUAAGACUGCUUUAAAAACCGUUAGAAAACUUCCAUACAUAGAAGUAGUAUCUACAAAAAAUACACCUGCACAGUUUAUAUAUUUUGGAAUAAAACAAAAUUUAGAAAUUGAGUUUAAACGAGGAUUAUCCUCCAUCUUAAAAGAAAGUACUAUUCAAUUAGUUUGCAAUGUAGACGGUUUAUCAAUAUUUACCAGUAGCGUUUGGCAGUUUUGGCCUUUGCUGGGACAAAUAUUUGUUAAGAAUUGUCACACAGAACCUUUUGUGAUAGCCCUAUAUUAUGGUGAUAGUAAGCCGGCUGAUUUGGAAACGUAUUUUCAGGAAUUUAUCGAGGAAAUUAACGUUUUACAAACAACUGGUUUCACCUACGAAGAAACUAAUUUCAAGUUUCAGUUGAAAUAUUUCAUUUGCGAUAGCCCAGCCAGAGCCUUUUUAAAAUGUGUUAAGUCACACAAUGGAUUCUUCUCUUGUGAUAAAUGUAAUGUGAAAGGGCAUACAAGUAAUGAUGGCAAGAAAAGCAUAAUUACAUAUAAUAUCUUAGCAGAGGAAAAUAUAGAAGUUUGA
Psylliodes chrysocephalus is the source of this 2110-nucleotide messenger RNA. The record is from the annotation of a GenBank genome assembly. Lineage: Eukaryota; Metazoa; Arthropoda; Insecta; Coleoptera; Chrysomelidae.